UGUGGGUUUCCGUUGGGCGCCAUUUUGAUUAAAGUAAGCCGAGAGUGGAUUGUAGACGGUACUGUUAGAUAUUUUUUUCAAUUUAAACAAAUUUAUAUCUGAGUCAACUGACUUUUGACGGAUUCUAAGCCAUUUGAGUACACCGAAAAUGGCCACGGGCGCUAAUGCAACUCCUUUAGGGAAGUUGCACCCCAGCAUUGGCGCUAAACGAGGAUUUGACGCCGGGCCUGGUGCAGGGAACGGGUUGAUGCCAACGCCGGGGCCGCCUGCAUCCUUUCCCUCUCUACAAGGUUUCCAGCCCCCGAUGCCAAAUCCAUCUUUUCAGCAGCCACAUCAGUUCAACCCUGGACCUAGUUUUUCGACUCAGCCUCCACAACAACCAACUGCGGGGGGUGGACUGGCCAAGCAAGAUUUCUGUCAGAAGAAAUCAAGGAAGAAGAGUCGUUGGAGCAGCGAGACACCUGAUCAGAAGACAGUCAUACCAGGCAUGCCCACUGUCAUUCCCCCUGGACUGACCCGGGAUCAAGAGAGAGCAUAUAUAGUCCAACUGCAGAUUGAAGACCUGACUCGUAAACUGCGUACAGGAGACCUGGGAAUCCCUGUUAACCCUGAGGACAGGUCUCCCUCUCCUGAGCCCAUCUACAACAGCGAGGGUAAGAGGUUAAAUACCCGUGAAUAUCGCACACGAAAGAAGAUCGAGGAGGAGCGCCACUCCCUCAUCACUGAGAUGGUUGGACUCAACCCUGACUUCAAGCCUCCUGCCGACUAUAAACCUCCAGCCACCAGAGUAAACGACAAAGUUAUGAUCCCCCAAGAUGAAUACCCUGAAAUCAACUUUGUUGGUCUGCUCAUCGGUCCACGUGGUAAUACGCUGAAGAACAUUGAGAAGGAGUGCUGCGCCAAGAUCAUGAUCCGGGGUAAAGGUUCAGUGAAGGAGGGGAAGGUGGGCCGAAAGGACGGACAGAUGCUGCCAGGGGAAGAUGAGCCUCUGCAUGCACUGGUCACCGCCAACACAAUGGAGAACGUCAAGAAAGCUGUGGAGCAGAUUCGCAACAUUCUGAAGCAAGGCAUUGAGACACCUGAGGAUCAGAAUGACCUACGGAAGAUGCAGCUGAGAGAGCUGGCCAGACUCAAUGGCACACUGAGGGAAGACGACAACAGGAUUCUUCGUCCUUGGCAGAACUCUGAGCCACGCAGCAUCACCAACACCACUCUCUGUACCAAGUGUGGUGGAGCAGGCCACAUCUCCUCUGACUGCAAGUACACCAGCUCAUUCGCUGCCCACAGAGCAACAGGUGGCGAGCCUCCUCAGUCGGCUCAGGACAAGGCUCGUAUGGACAAAGAGUAUUUGUCCCUGAUGGCUGAGCUAGGAGAGGCUCCAGUUCCCGCAUCUGGUGGAGGACACACAAACACCCAGGCAGGAGCGCCUCGUGCCACAGGACCCAACAGUACCCAGCCACCACCGCAGACACGGCCUCCUUGGAUGAGCUCCGCUCCGACUGAGAACAGAAGCUUCCAUGGCAUGCAUGGAGGACCCGGUGGCCACGGGGGACCCCACAGCUUCCCUCCCCCCAUGCCCAACAUGGGAGGCCCCCCUAUGCCCCCCAACCCCAAUGGCCUGCCUCCCCCCUGGAUGCAGCCCCCUCCUCCUCCCAUGGGCCAGGGUCCAGGACCUCAUGGACACCCCAUGGGCCUGCUGCCACCUCCAAUGGGCAUGAUGCCACCUCCACCUCCUCCCCCCAGCAACCAGCCGCCUCCCCCCCCUUCUGGACCCCUGCCACCAUGGCAACAGCAGGCUCCACCUCCCCCUCCAACGAGCAGCAUGGCAACCAGUACGCCGCUACCCUGGCAACAGAAUACCACCACCACAUCCAGCCCUGGCACUGGCACCCUGCCUCCAUGGCAGCAGCCCCAGCAGCCUGCAGCUUCUGGAGCCCAGCCCCCACCACCAAUGGGCACCCCAUCCAUGGUGCCUCCUCCCCCAGGGGUCCAGCCCCCAUUGCCCCCAGGAGCCCCUCCUCCUCCCCCUCCACCACCUCCAGGCUCAACUGGCAUGAUGUACGCCCCGCCACCACCCCCGCCGCCCAUGGACCCUUCCAACUUUGUCACCAUGAUGGGGAUGGGGGUACCGGGCAUGCCCCCCUUUGGCAUGCCUCCAGCUCCCCCACCUCCUCCACCCCAGAAUUAACCCUGCCACAGAAGAAUCGUCCUCCCAUGAGAGCUCCACCCUGCAGCACAUUUUGGAUGUGUGCUCACAGAAAAAAUAUAACCAGUGCUUUAUUUUUUAUUGAUCCUUGAUAUUGUCAAGACAUCUCUGAAACGAUGAAAGGUUGUGUUAGUUCAGUUUGUAAAGUUGCGUAACUUUAGUAAAUGAGUUAUUUUUCCUGUUUUUAAAGUUUGUAUUAACACAAAAGUCUUUGUGUGUAUACAAACACUGUUGCUCUCGGGCUUAUGUCCUGCAUUGCUCUUGUAGUUUGUCACGUUACUUGUAUACCAAAUAAACUGCUCAAAUAGCCAGCUGGAAGUUUAAUUUUUGUCUCAUUGCUUCAAAAGUUCAAUUCAGAAGUUGACACUUAACUAUUAUUGGAUUUAAUAUAUUGAAGUUCAGCAUGCAUGAUCCAUUGUAAACACCUAACUCAAAUUUAUACUCCUGUCAUGUUCCCUAUGUUGGCUUUGAGUUGAAUAAGAUUAAUAUUUUUGUAAUAACAAGAUGUGAAGUGUAUCUUAGUUCUGUCAGAAAACCUUUUUGUAGUACUGUCUGUUUUCCAGAAAUUCCCAGGGUUUUAAUUGUCUUUUCUUUUAUUUGCCUGCGUCUCAGUUGUGACUUUGAGUUUGAUAAGGGAGAUCUGAUGCUGCCAUCUGCCAGCCUCUGAACCCCUGCACUACUUGAAUGCUGAGAAUCUGAUAUAUCCUUGUUUUUCUGCAUCUCUCUGCUCUGACAAGACGCUGUGUGCAGUGUUUGUGUUGCUUCUGCAAGGACAAAAAUAUGUUUUGUUCCUCGAGUUAUUAGAAAAGAAAAAUGUUAGUUUUACUCUGUUUCUGGAAUCAGUCUGUUGUGUUAUGGCACUAGCCUGAAUGAAAAGCUGUUGAAAUCUUGCUUGGUUUAGUAUUAAACUGAUCCAUUUCACCUUUU
Messenger RNA from Epinephelus fuscoguttatus (brown-marbled grouper), 3133 nucleotides. It is a transcript of the gene sf1, whose product is annotated as splicing factor 1. Gene Ontology annotation, biological process: regulation of mRNA splicing, via spliceosome. Gene Ontology annotation, molecular function: zinc ion binding; mRNA binding. NCBI's taxonomy places the organism in Eukaryota, Metazoa, Chordata, Actinopteri, Perciformes, Serranidae. The record is from RefSeq and is a predicted model, not a curated record. Bases 149 to 2188 code for a protein of 679 amino acids. Gene Ontology annotation, cellular component: nucleus. The transcript is spliced from 12 exons.